GCUGCCUAGGCAAGUUCAUUGAUCGUCGAAACGUCGGUGAUAGUGGUUGCAACAUGGCAGCAGGUUCUUUCUUCCUACAAAACUUGUUGCGUUCAAAGUAUUUCGGGCUGUUUCUUUGUUUCGCGCUUAUUCAUGGACAGCCAGGAUUUGCCCAAGUCGAUGGGGAAAUUGAAACUUUUGAUCUUCUCAUGCCAAAUGUGCUGCCCAAAAAGGCUGAAACAUAUUUUUGCACUCCGAUCCGGAUUGACUCCGACACGGAUUACUAUAUAGUUGGAUUCGUUCCAAAUGCAACUAUGGAGACUGCCCAUCACAUGCUGCUGUAUGGUUGCGAAGAACCUGGAAGUGAUGAAGAAGUUUGGAAUUGCGGCGAAAUGGCAGUCAAAGAUCCUUCAUUGAAAUCAGCGGAACCCUGCAAAAAAGGCGCUCAAGUUAUUUACGCUUGGGCUCACGAUGCACCGCCAUUGCAGUUGCCCCCUGGAGUAGGCUUUCACGUUGGCGGACGAUCUAAAAUUCAAUACAUCACGUUGCAAGUGCAUUAUGCAAGCGUCGAGCGGUUUGCUGAUGGCACGAGAGAUGAUUCUGGCGUCUUUUUAAAAUACACCACUAUACGUCAACCGAAAUCUGCUGGUGUACUUCUGAUGGGAACUGGCGGACGGAUUUCAGCCAACAGUGUCGAAUACAUGGAAACUGCCUGCAAGAUUAACGAAGAUAAAGUCAUUUAUCCAUUCGCUUUUCGAACCCACACGCACGCACUAGGACGAGUUGUGUCCGGAUACAAAGUGAGCAGAGUCAAUCGCAAAGAUCAAUGGAAACUAAUUGGAAAACAGGAUCCACAGCUUCCUCAAAUGUUUUAUCCCGUCGCUAAUAAUCUGACGUUGACGAAAGGAGAUACAGUGGCCGCUCGAUGCACGAUGGUCAGCAAUCGAAAUUGGGUAACGCGAAUUGGUUUGACCAGUGAUGAUGAGAUGUGUAACUUCUAUAUCUUAUACUGGACUGAGGGUGGCGAAGUAUUGAAUACCAAGCAUUGCUUCUCCAUGGGGCCGCCUAUUUAUAACUGGUCCCGUAAUCGACUGAAUAGUAUUCCUGACGAUGCAUCAACACUUUGAUUGGCGAUUGCUAAAGCCAGACAAAAUUACAGAAGAAGACAUUUUCGAUAAAAGUUCUGUUGGACGACGACACUCUUUUCUUUUUAUUGGCAUUGUUUUAAAAUCAAUGGCAUAUAGCCAUUGAUUUAGCGAAAAACGUCACAAGACUUGCAGCUCUCUGAAUCGAUCAUUGCUUAAACUGUGCAUCCCUUUUAUCUUUCUGAAUUGUGUGUCCUGCAUUUUUGUGCUUUUUCUGUGCAAUUGGUUUUUCUUUGUUCGGUUCAGUUAUUUAUGUUUGUUGUUUUUAUUCUUAUGCAAAAGUAUCACAUUUUUCGAUUUA
This is a messenger RNA of Daphnia pulicaria, 1425 nucleotides long. Its product is annotated as peptidylglycine alpha-hydroxylating monooxygenase-like. Bases 54 to 1106 code for a protein of 350 amino acids. Gene Ontology annotation, biological process: peptide metabolic process. Gene Ontology annotation, cellular component: membrane; extracellular region. The transcript is spliced from 12 exons. Gene Ontology annotation, molecular function: oxidoreductase activity, acting on paired donors, with incorporation or reduction of molecular oxygen, reduced ascorbate as one donor, and incorporation of one atom of oxygen; copper ion binding. NCBI's taxonomy places the organism in Eukaryota, Metazoa, Arthropoda, Branchiopoda, Diplostraca, Daphniidae. The record is from RefSeq and is a predicted model, not a curated record.